CAUCGUGCUUCGCAUGUUUUCUUAUUGCUCCGUAUAAUUUUUAUUCGAAAAAUAUAAAUUUAAAGGAGUAAAAAUCUAAAAAAUAUCAAAAAAAGACAAAUUUGUUCAAGAUGAGUGAAGAAAAAUCCACAAAUUCACAAAACAUCGAAGAAUUACCUGAAAAUCCUGAUGAUGAGAUGGUUUACUUUGGUGACUUGACUGACGAAGUAAUUGACGAUUUGGAGAACGCCCUUGGAGCGGAAGAGCCUUUGUCGGAUGAGGAAGGCGCGGAAAAUGUUCAUGAAGAAGAAGAACGUGAAUUACCUGAACGCGAUGACUCGAUUUUAACUUUUGCCAAACACGAAGGUCCCAUUUUCUGUGCUUCGCUUCAUCCCUCGGAGAAUCUCGCUGUCACGGGAGGCGAAGAUGACAAAGCUUACGUUUGGAAUACGGCAACGGGCGAAGUUGUUUUUGCUGUUCCGGAUCAUAAUGACUCCGUAAUUGCGGCGGGAUUCAGUCACGAUGGCAUUUUUUUGGCUACGGGCGAUAUGGCGGGCGAGAUUCAAGUCUUCAAAACGACAAAAGAUUACGAAAAAGUUUGGAGUUUCUCCAUGGGCGACAUGUGUUGGAUGAAAUGGCAUUCGGCGGGGCAUGUUUUGUUAGCGGGAGCAGAUUCGGGCGAAAUUUACGUGUGGCGAAUCCCGUCGGGAGAUUGCAAAGUACUUCAAGGAUACGGCGAAAAAUGCGAAACAGCGACUUUGACGGAAGAUGGAAAGAAACUCGCCGCUGGAUAUGGCGAUGGAAUGUUCAAAUUGUGGGAUUUGAAAGCAGGAACAGCGAUAAUUGAGAUGCCUCCGACGGAAAAUGCAACAGGACAUUCCGAAACAAUCACAACCAUCUCGUGCGAUCGCGAAAAUCAUUUAAUUCUCACAGGAAGCGAAGAUGGCAAAGCAACGUUACUCACGCCAAAUGGACCAGUUGGAGUGUUAAAUGGCAAUUCGGGAGCUAUUGAGAGUGUUUUGCUCGAUUGCCCGGAUUUGGAUGCGAAAAUUGCCGUUACAGCAACGCUCGAUGGAAAAGUUACGAUUUGGGAUGCAAGUAAACAAAUUGCACGAACAGAAUGUGAAGAUCCGAAUCCCGUGGGAAUUACGAGAAUGGUUUGGGCGAAAGAUCAUGCGAUUGUCGCGGGAAGUCUCAGUGGUGCAAUUAAAGUUUGGGAUGCGAGAACGGGUCAAUUGAGGUUUACGUUGCUCGGGCAUGCGGAUAAUAUUAACGAUGUGUGUUACGAUAAGAAGAGAAAUAUCGUUUUGAGUGCUUCGGAAGAUGGAACAGCGAAGAUUUUUAAUUAUUCUUCGCCUGUUUAGGAAAAUUUUUAUGAAAUUUAGGAAUUUUAUAUUAAAAAAAAAUUAAAAAUAAAAA
Molecule: messenger RNA, 1398 nt
Organism: Culicoides brevitarsis
Lineage: Eukaryota; Metazoa; Arthropoda; Insecta; Diptera; Ceratopogonidae
Product: angio-associated migratory cell protein-like
Exons: 2
Coding region: 111-1343 (410 amino acids)
Molecular function (GO): protein binding
Source: RefSeq, a predicted model, not a curated record